Molecule: messenger RNA, 458 nt
Organism: Lotus japonicus
Lineage: Eukaryota; Viridiplantae; Streptophyta; Magnoliopsida; Fabales; Fabaceae
Exons: 1
Coding region: 14-394 (126 amino acids)
Source: RefSeq, a predicted model, not a curated record
UUUCAUCGAGACGAUGAAUCAACAUGCUUCUAAGAUGUUACCGCCUAGAAAGCACAAUCGACCUGAAAAUAACAAAUCGGAAGAUGUCAAACCGAUAUAUUCAAACCAGCUUUUGGCUGGCUAUCUCGCUCAUGAGUUCUUGACGAGAGGGACUCUCUUAGGAAAAAAGUUUGAGCCCGACUCAACCCAAGCCAACAGUGAUCUGUUGAGCUCAGAUCAGCCUACUAGGAGUCAGGUCAACUCGGAAGUUGCAACUUCAACUUCAACUGUAGAUCCACCUCAACGAACGACAAUUGAGAUCUAUAAUGAGCUCGCAGUCUUAAUGAAAGGGGAUGGGAUCCACAUAAAGGGAAUUGUGAACCCCACGCAGCUCUAUGAAUGGAUUCAGAUGUAAAUUUGAUGACGUGGAGGGUUUUAUUAACGAUGUUUAUGCCUGAAGGACCAAGCCCAUGGAUGUU